This is a messenger RNA of Laetiporus sulphureus 93-53, 1740 nucleotides long. RefSeq lists its product as uncharacterized. Lineage: Eukaryota; Fungi; Basidiomycota; Agaricomycetes; Polyporales; Laetiporaceae. The transcript is spliced from 17 exons. Bases 1 to 1740 code for a protein of 579 amino acids. The record is from RefSeq and is a predicted model, not a curated record.
AUGAUUAAAUGGACCCAUCAUCUCUCACCAGAGCUGCAAGCUUUCAUGUGGGCUCAUGGGAACAAGCACUACUUCAUCAGUGAAUUAGCUCAAUUGCAAGAUGGCCAUCUGAUCAUGUCAACAGCAUGGUUUCAUCAUCAGUCACAUGGCUCACUUCCACAUGAUGUGCAUGUAUCAUGCAGUGAGGUCACCAAAGGUCAGCACAUAUACACCAGCUUUAUCAAGGCCUGGGGUGAUGAUGUAUCUGGGAAUCAGAGUAAGCAAUACAAUGAACAUACAAAUAUUUACUUUGCACAUGCAAAUGUGCCACACGAGAAGCUCGCACAGGAAUAUUUCAUUAACUUCACAUCCACAUCUCAACACACUAGUGCAAUCAAACAGUUUGAUGCUAUGAUGACAGACACAGUUUAUUCUAAGCUGGUGUGGCACGUCACAUAUGACUGUAUCAACCAAGAAGAGAUUUUAUUUCACAUGGAGCUGAUCAUUUUCCCUGCAGAUAACCCACAACAACAGGCUGUGAUCAAACAGAUUGAGGUGGCUGGAUUGGGUGUAGCCAAAACUUCUGGAGUCAAGGAUAAGCUUGCUGAACACUGGAUUGUAAAAUUACUAAGAUAUGCUAAAGUGCUACUGAUAGCUGGUGACAUUCACCAAGAUACUCCCAUUGAGGUUCUUCACACAUAUUUAUUAGGAGCUGAUAAGUAUGCAUGGCAUUACCUGCACACCACAUGGACUCCGAAGCAAUGUGAAGCAUUCACCAUCAAGCUUCAAUCUUUAUUCAUUGAUGGCCUCACAAUCUCCCCACUGCACUCCUCGUAUAUCAUGCAAUCCUGCAAUGACCUGAUUGGCAAGCAUUUAAAAGCACUGCAGCAGCUCAUGAUAUUUCAUCUCGAUGAGUCGCUAUCCCUGCUAUGGGUGCCUGAAAUUGAUAAUAUGGACAAAUGUUUGAGUGACGUCCAGAUUCUUGUGAGCAACAUCUUUGUAAAGCCCAAGCUUCACAUAUUGUCUCACCUUACUGAGGACAUCUGCCGACAUGGUUCGCUGAUCCUUUAUGCAACUGAAAUUUUUGAAUGCUUCAAUGCCAUUUUCUGGAUUCGUGACAUUGUGUGGACGUUCGCUGACCUGGCACAUUUCAAACAUCAAGUGAGCAGUAGAUGCAGUAUACGAAAAUACUUUGACAACAUUGAGCUAAAACCAGGAAUGGUACAUUGCAAGGCCAAAUCGCAGGCAGUAACAUAUUUGUGGCAAGAUCUGCACAUUCAUGUAUCUUCGGCUGCUGGAUGGUACAAAGGUCACUCAGUGAUAUCAAAAUAUGGUGAUUACUGCCUGGUUGAGUCAUGCAUUGCUGCUGAGUUAGCCAAUCGAACCAUCAUUGAUCAAAUUGUAGCAAUAUUGGCCCCAGCGGCAGCUCACUUAUCAGAGAAAGUUCAAUCACUGAUUAACAUCCUGUUUAUCGUCGAUGUUCAGCAUAAUUGCUUUGACAAAAAGUGCAAAGCUUCAGGUCAAUGUGCAAUCAGGCAAGAACACACAGAGACCAUGCUUGCACAAGCAUUCAUUGAGAACACUGAUGACACACACUUCCUUCUCAACUUGCAUACACUGCAUAAUGCAGUGCUUCUUCGCAAAAUUCUCCCUCACAGCCUGACCAAGCUAAUUUCUUACCUGCAAGACAGAAUAGCUGAACAUAAGAAGAUGGCAGCAGCUCUUUCAUUUACACUGCAGUGCAUGAAGCGCCCACACUGA